Molecule: messenger RNA, 1386 nt
Organism: Cryptosporidium muris RN66
Lineage: Eukaryota; Apicomplexa; Conoidasida; Eucoccidiorida; Cryptosporidiidae
Product: ruvB-like DNA helicase, putative
Exons: 1
Coding region: 1-1386 (461 amino acids)
Biological process (GO): regulation of transcription by RNA polymerase II; chromatin remodeling; box C/D snoRNP assembly
Cellular component (GO): Swr1 complex; R2TP complex; Ino80 complex
Molecular function (GO): ATP binding; DNA helicase activity; ATP hydrolysis activity
Source: RefSeq, a predicted model, not a curated record
AUGAUGCACACCAAUAUUCCAGAUAUACAUGAGAUUCAGCGUUUAGAAAGGAUUGGGGCUCAUUCUCAUAUACGUGGGCUAGGGUUAACAGAUGCCUUGGAGCCGAAAUAUUCAGCUGAUGGGAUGAUAGGACAGAAAUUGGGAAGGAAAGCAGCAGGUAUUAUAGUUCAAAUGAUAAGGCAAGGAAAAAUAGCAGGAAGGGCUAUUUUAUUGUCAGGUCAACCAGGUACUGGUAAGACUGCAAUAGCUAUGGCAAUUGCAAAAGCUAUAGGUGAAGACGCACCAUUUACUCAUAUUUCAGCUUCGGAAGUAUUUUCCCUAGAAAUGAAUAAAACAGAGGCAUUAACACAAGCAAUAAGGAGAUCCAUAGGUGUAAGAAUUAAGGAAGAGAUAGAUGUAAUAGAAGGGGAAGUUGCUGAACUGGAAAUAGAUCGCUCUAAUACAUCAGGCUUAAAAGUCGGAAGAAUGGCACUCAGAAGUACCGAUAUGGAAACUGUUUAUGAUAUAGGUGGGAAGAUGAUUGAAUGUCUACAAUCUGAAAAUAUUGUUGCAGGUGAUGUUAUAUCUAUAGAUAAGACUAGUGGAAAGAUAACGAAAUUAGGCAGGUCAUUUUCUCGUUCACGUGAUUAUGAUGCCGUUGGAUCACAGACAAGAUUUAUUGGAUGUCCUGAAGGGGAACUACAAAAAAGAAAGGAAGUAGUUCACACCGUAUCUUUACACGAUAUAGAUGUCAUUAACAGCAGAGCUCAAGGCUUCCUGGCACUUUUUGCUGGUGAUACUGGUGAAAUUAAACCAGAAGUUAGAGCUCAAAUUGAUGAAAAAGUUGCUGAAUGGCGUGAAGAGAAGAGAGCUGAGGUUAUUCAUGGUAUUCUUUUCAUUGACGAAGUACAUAUGCUAGAUGUCGAAUGCUUUAGUUUUCUGAAUAAAGCAUUGGAGGAUGAGACGAGCCCAAUACUAAUAAUGGCAUCAAAUAGAGGUAUUACAAAAAUCAGAGGUACUGAUUAUAAGUCACCUCAUGGUAUCCCAAUAGAUCUACUUGAUAGAUGCUUGAUUAUCCCAACUACUCCAUACUGCAAAGAUGACGUUAUGAAGAUACUUCAGGAGAGAGCUUACGAAGAAGAUAUUAAAGUAUCUGAUGAUGCAUAUCAAUUACUAACUCGCAUUGCAAUGGAUACUAGUUUAAGAUAUGCACUUCAUCUCUUAACAGUUUCUCAAGUACUAAGGAUGAGAAGUUCAAAUGCAUAUAUUGAGAUUGAAGAUGUACGUAGAUCAUAUUCCUUAUUUAUUGAUGUUAAAAGGAGUACUCAGUAUCUUAUUGAAUAUCAGCAAGAGUAUUUGUUUUCUGAAGUUGAAGUUGCUCCAAUAUCGGGGAAUAUUUCUCAAUAA